UCAAAAGCAAAACCCGACCCCGCAGACGAAACUCACGGCCUCCACUGCAGAAAGCAGAAAUAGAAUAGAAAAUGCCAAGAGAGUUGAGUCCGGGCUUGAAGAUCCUCUGGGUCUGGACACUUGGCACCGCCGCCGUACUGGUCACCAGUGUGGUGAGGACGAGGAUGAGAGACAUGGAGAAUCUUAUCAACACCGAGCAGCAGCAGCCGCAGCCGCAGCAACGCGACACUGCCGCCGACACGGAGACACUCAUGGAAGACACCUCGACUCAGUCCAAUGAACUGAUUCGAGAAGAUAAACCGUAGGUUUGUACGACACCAAUACAAGACCCCAGUUUUUUAUUUUGUGUUUUUGUUAAUUUCUUCAACUUGGAUUGGAUGUUCGUUCAUGUUUUGAGUUUGGAGAAAUGGGUAUGUAAUGUGUUUGAUGAAUGUCCUCACUGGAAACUUUUCGAUCCAAUUUUUGAAGAUUGUACACUAGUAGUAAAUUACUGCUAGUAUUUCGUAUUGUUACAAAUGAUUGUGGCUCUCAAAUCUUUGGUGCGCGGAGUUUCCAUUUUUAUGGUACGAUCUCAUGGUUUAUUGUGGCUCUUAA
This is a messenger RNA of Malus domestica (apple), 594 nucleotides long. RefSeq lists its product as uncharacterized. The record is from RefSeq and is a predicted model, not a curated record. NCBI's taxonomy places the organism in Eukaryota, Viridiplantae, Streptophyta, Magnoliopsida, Rosales, Rosaceae.